GUAACCGUUGGACCGCCAUUUUGGCUCUUCCGGUUGGUUCGCUUGAGUGGGGCUUUGUUAGCGGACACAGAGCCGAUAUGGAGGAGCUUCAUAAAGAGGCGGUUCAGGUGUAAAAAGACACCGCUCACUGUCACGUGAGGUUUGUUUACUUCCGCCCACAACUCAACUGCACGUGCUGUGAAAGUGUGAACUACAGGCCAUGGCUGCUCCUGACUCCAUUAAGCCCUUCAGCCCAGAGGAGACUCAGAGGAUUCUUCAUCAUCUUCAGCAGCCCGCAGUCUUCAUGAACAUGACGUGCGGCUGGCCCGGUCUCCGCUGGACUGCAGAGCAUCUGUCUGAAUGCCUCGGUGACAAGCCGGUCCGAUUCAGACUUGGGAGAAAAGACGACGAGACAAAGACCCCUCUGUUUGAAACUCAGUGUUCCUAUGUGGAGGCCAGACUGAAGCACUUUCUUGCCUGGACCCGGGGCCAGACUGGGACAGACGUAGGGCCCUUCUGUGGAUACCCCAUAUCAGAGUACUGGGCUUAUGCUGACUACAAAUACAUCGCCAUGUUGUUUCAAGAUCAGCCUUCCAUGUUUGAGGAUAUAAAGUGGUCUGAGUUUGGUUUUGAGGGGCGCAAUGGGAGAGAGAGCACCUUAUGGAUCGGGACAGAGGGGGCCAACACACCAUGCCACCUGGACUCUUAUGGAUGUAACCUGGUGCUGCAGGUACAAGGACGAAAGCGCUGGCACCUCUUUCCUCCAGAGGACUCUGCUCACCUGUACCCCACCAGGAUCCCGUAUGAGGAAUCCAGUAUCUUCAGCCAGGUGGAUGUUCUCCAUCCAGACCUGAGGAAGUUCCAUGCUUUUCAGAGAGCCAGGGCGCACGUUGUUACUCUGCAGCCGGGGCAGGUGCUUUAUGUUCCAAGACAUUGGUGGCAUUACGUGGAGUCUGUGGAUCCCAUCACUGUCAGCGUCAACUCCUGGAUUGAGCUGGAUGUGGAUCACAUCGCCAGAGUGAGUGAAGCUGUGACCAAGACUGUGGUCUGCGCUCUGAAAAGCACGCCAAGUGAUGACAACACUGAUGACUGGCUCAACCCCACUGAGGAAGGAGUAGGGACCCAUACCGAGAACAUGCAGUUUGUAAACCUGGCGCUGAGAGCUUCAGCUCAAACACAGAGGACCCUCCGCCUCAGCAAACACAACCCGGACUCAAGAGACACAUGCCCAGUCAAGAGGGACUCCAGAGGACAAAUCAGGACACACUGUGAUGGAGAAGGAGAACCUGAGCCCUUCAGGGUUCCCUUUGGACCACAUCUGAUCCCUGUACACUGUCAGCAAGAACACUCCCCAGAAACAAGAGGGGUGAACUUUGAACCACCAAGGAACUGUGAUGUGAAAUCUCAAGAGGGCGGCGUCACCGACAGUUCAAAGGAAUUACAGAAAACAGAGCUUACAUCUGCUGACAGCUCGGAUACAACCGAGAGCAGACAAUGUGACGGUGCAGAUGUGAAGACACCAGCAGACACAGUAUUAACCACUAAUGACCUGUUAGACUGCCUGGUGCAUCCUGAUGUCAUUGCAGUAGUCACUAAGCUCUUACUGGACAGGCACACAGGAAGUUACAGGACGGCUACAUCAUCCUCACUAUAAGAUCCACCAGCUCCAACAUCAUUGGUCUUUGUGGUGAGAGACAGCUGUGAAAACAAACAAAGAAAUCGUCCCUCUAAUCUCCUGCUAAUGCAUUGUUGUUGGUAGAAAGGAGAGGAGGAAAGAUUAACACCUCUUUUCUUUCACCCCUCAUCUGUAACGCUCCUCCUGAGAUCGGCCUGUGUGAAGCCACAACUAAAACUAAUCGCUAUGUGACGAGCGAUGCCAUCAAUUGCUUCCUUGUUUUGUUGUCCUGCACAGACUGACUAAUCCAGUUUGGUUCUUCCAGACCAAGAAAUAUGCUCCACUAAAUCAAUUUGGUAUGCUAAUAAAGCACAUAAUCCAGGGAACUAUUCCUGAGAUUUGAA
Molecule: messenger RNA, 1998 nt
Organism: Notolabrus celidotus (New Zealand spotty)
Lineage: Eukaryota; Metazoa; Chordata; Actinopteri; Labriformes; Labridae
Gene: hspbap1
Product: hspb associated protein 1
Exons: 8
Coding region: 200-1633 (477 amino acids)
Molecular function (GO): 2-oxoglutarate-dependent dioxygenase activity
Source: RefSeq, a predicted model, not a curated record